AUGACCAAAACCACCCCCCUUGAAACUAACCCUAAUGACCCUUAUCUAAAUAAUUCUCUCCCUCCUAGUGGAAGGCCAGGUUUUAAUGCUCAAGCUCCACCUCCUUUCCUCUCUUACGCUUCAAUAUUUGAGUCUGUUCAAAAUGUUCCUACUCCGAUUUUCUCUAAACCCAAUGGAAGCGGGUUAAAUUUCAAUGGCAAAGUGGGUGCCUCGUGCACUGGAACACCUUACCAGCCUCAAGCUUCAAUAUUUGAGUUUGUUCAAAAUGUUCCUAGUCCAAUUUUAUCUAAACCUAAUGAAAGUGUGUCAAUUUUCAAUGGCGGAUUAGGUGCCUCGUGUAUUGGGAUACCCUCGAGGUCCGACUCUAACGAGGCAACGCCAGUUUCGGGCAUAGUGGAGAGUCAAGAACAAAGAAGAGGGCGGAAGCAUUUUAGCCAUGACCAUACCUUGAAUCUGUCAAAAGUUGAAGAGAAUGGUGCAAAAACUUGUUCGGGGUGUGAGAAAAACCUCUCAGAUUUCGCUUACAUUUGCACCGAGUCUCAAUGCACAUUCUCUCUCCACAAGUCAUGCUUCAAACUGCCAAUAAAGAUCCAACAUAAAUCUCACCUUGAUCACCCUCUCACCCUUCUCUCAUCCCCACCUUACAAAGCAGAUGGUGAGUUCACCUGCAAUGCCUGCCUCAAAAAUGGCGGAGCUUUCACCUACAAUUGCUCAAUCUGCACAUUUGACCUCCAUGUUGAUUGUGUAAGCUUGCCUGAAACUGUGAAAAGAGAAGAUCAUGAACACCCAUUAACUCUCCUCUAUUCCUCUCAACACAAAAAUGUUGCAGAAGAAGAAGAAGAAGAUUCACUGGUCUUGUGUGAUGUUUGUCAUCAAGCUAUUCAUGAAAUCUCUUGGGUCUACCAUUGUCACAAGUGUGAUUACAAUACUCAUUUGGAUUGUGUGAAUGAUGAAGAAAUCCCAAUUCAACAAUCAGAAGAGGAUUUGAUUCGUGAAGUUCAAAUUCAGGCCCAAAUCGAAUUGGAAACAACUCAACUUCUAGCGCAAAUACGUCUCCAAACGGCACAAUCUAUCCUCGAUUUAAUUGGGUAA
Molecule: messenger RNA, 1092 nt
Organism: Ilex paraguariensis (yerba mate)
Lineage: Eukaryota; Viridiplantae; Streptophyta; Magnoliopsida; Aquifoliales; Aquifoliaceae
Source: the annotation of a GenBank genome assembly